This is a messenger RNA of Asparagus officinalis (garden asparagus), 1651 nucleotides long. RefSeq names its product capsanthin/capsorubin synthase, chromoplastic-like. The record is from RefSeq and is a predicted model, not a curated record. Gene Ontology annotation, molecular function: oxidoreductase activity, acting on paired donors, with incorporation or reduction of molecular oxygen. Gene Ontology annotation, biological process: carotenoid biosynthetic process. NCBI's taxonomy places the organism in Eukaryota, Viridiplantae, Streptophyta, Magnoliopsida, Asparagales, Asparagaceae. The transcript has 3 exons. Bases 33 to 1460 code for a protein of 475 amino acids.
CACAAAAGCAACCCAAAAUAAAUAAAUAAAAAAUGUCAACUCUUCAAAACUCUUCAUUCCUCUUCCCCAAAUCCCCACCCAAACCCAAGAAAACCCAGACCCGAAUCAAAUCAUCCCACAACUUCUUGGACCUCAAGCCCGAAUCCAAACCCGAAACCCUCUCCAUCGACAUCCAGUACCACGAGCCCAGACUCAAACCCAGCUGUUAUGACGCCGUCGUUAUCGGGUGCGGGCCGUCCGGCCUCCGGCUAGCGGAGCAGGCCAGCGGUCGUGGGCUUAAAGUGUGUUGUAUCGACCCGGACCCGUUAAUGGGCUGGCCCAACAACUAUGGGAGUUGGGUUGACGAGUUUGAGGCGAUGGGGUUGGGGGAUUGUUUGGAUCACACGUGGCCUUUGGCGAGUGUGGUGAUUGAUGAUGGGAGGAGGAAGGAUCUGGACCGUCCGUACGGGAGAGUGGCGAGGGGGAGGUUGAAGAGGAGGCUGAUGGAGGGGUGCGUUAAGAAUGGGGUGAGGUUUCAUAAGGCCAAAGCGUGGGCUUUGGAGCAUGGGGAGUUCCGAUCGAAGAUAAGCUGCUCCGACGGCUCUGGCAUAACCACCAGCCUCGUAGUCGACGCCAGCGGCUUCUCCUCCCCAUUCAUCACCUAUGACAAACUAAGAAACUGUGGCUACCAAAUCGCCCACGGCAUCCUUGCCGAGGUCGACUCCCACCCCUUCGCCCUCGACACCAUGCUUCUCAUGGACUGGCGAGACUCCUACCUCGACAACGAACCCAACCUCCGUCCAAGCAACGCGAAAUGCCCGACGUUCCUAUAUGCAAUGCCGUUCUCUUCGAAUCUUAUCUUCCUCGAAGAGACGUCCCUUGUCGCUCGUCCAAUCCUUGCAUACGACGAGGUCAAGAAACGGAUGGUCGCUAGAUUGAGGCACGCCGGCAUCAGAGUCAGACGUGUGAUUGAGGAUGAAAAGUGCGUUAUAGUAAUGGGGGGUCCACUUCCUACGAUCCCUCAAAAUGUUAUGGCUAUGGGAGGGAACUCUGGUUUGGUUCAUCCUGCAUCCGGGUACAUGGUAGCUAGAGCUCUGAGAUACGCGCCAGUUGUUGCGGAUGCAAUGACGGAGUGCUUGGGAUCUACGAGAAUGAUCAGAGGAAAGGCGAUGUACACAAAACUUUGGAACUCUCUCUGGUCGAGGGAGAUGAAGAGGGAGAGAGAAUUCUAUAGAUUUGGUAUGGAAACACUAUUGAGGUUGGAUCUGGAGGGAACGAGGAGGUUUUUUGAUGCCUUCUUUGAGUUGGAUCCUUAUUAUUGGGAGGGGUACAUGGCUUCGAGGUUGUCGAUGAAGGAGAUUGCGGAGUUGAGUAUCUCGUUGUUUGGGCAUGCUUCGGCUUUGACCAAGCUGGAUAUUGCUACCAAGUGUCCUUUGCCUUUCGCUCAGAUGGUUUGGAAUUUGGCUGCAGAAAUUGUUUAGAGUAUAGGAGGUGUUUUUUAUGUGCUGGGGAGGAAAUCCGCACAUUGACAAAAUACAUAAUGGAUUAUAUAUGAUGCUGAGAAACUUUUAAUGAAAACAUUUUUGGGUUGGCCUGAGUCGUACCGCAUUUGUAUCAUUCUGUAACGAAGAAGGAAAACAUGUAUGAUGCUGAGAAACUUUUAAUGAAAACA